Messenger RNA from Zychaea mexicana, 1228 nucleotides. RefSeq names its product ATPase GET3. The record is from RefSeq and is a predicted model, not a curated record. Gene Ontology annotation, biological process: post-translational protein targeting to endoplasmic reticulum membrane. The coding region runs from base 84 to 1076 and encodes 330 amino acids. Gene Ontology annotation, molecular function: ATP hydrolysis activity; ATP binding. Gene Ontology annotation, cellular component: GET complex. NCBI's taxonomy places the organism in Eukaryota, Fungi, Mucoromycota, Mucoromycetes, Mucorales, Lichtheimiaceae. The transcript has 7 exons.
GGGAAAGAUACAGCGGCGUACUUUUUUCUUUUUGAACCUGACACGUGUCUGUCUCAAGUUAAACACAUAUAAAAAAAAGAGCCAUGUCUGAUAGUUCUGAUGACGAGUUUCAGCCUCUUGAGCCCACUCUCAAGAACGUACUAGACCAAAAUUCGUUGCACUGGAUUUUCGUUGGUGGCAAGGGUGGUGUUGGUAAAACGACCACGUCAUGUUCGCUGGCCGUCCAACUUUCGAAAGUGCGAGAAUCUGUUUUAUUGAUUUCGACCGAUCCAGCACACAACUUGUCUGAUGCAUUCGGUCAAAAGUUCUCCAAGGAAGCGACGCUUGUCAAUGGUUUUGAAAACCUGUAUGCUAUGGAAAUCGACCCUACGUCAAGUAUCCAAGAGAUGAUCGACCAAUCGGAACAGGGCAAUGCUAUGGGCAGCAUGGUUCAAGAUUUGGCGUACGCUAUUCCCGGUGUUGAUGAAGCCAUGGGCUUUGCUGAAGUUAUGAAACAAGUCAAGUCCAUGAAGUACUCGGUUAUCGUUUUCGAUACUGCGCCUACCGGUCACACAUUGCGUUUCUUGUCGUUUCCUACAGUUUUGGAAAAGGCAUUGGCCAAGAUCAGCGGAUUGAGCGGUCGGUUCGGUCCCAUGUUCCAGCAAGUCUCAGGUAUGAUGGGCUUGAACGCAAACCAAGAGGAUAUGUUUUCCAAAUUGGAAGAAAUGCGGUCUGUUAUUACCGAGGUGAACAACCAGUUCAAAGACCCUAACAUCACUACGUUUAUUUGCGUAUGCAUUUCUGAAUUCUUGUCACUGUAUGAAACCGAGCGUAUGAUCCAAGAAUUGACUUCGUAUCACAUUGAUACGCAUAAUAUUGUUGUCAACCAACUUCUGUUCCCUAAGGAUGGAUCCAACUGUGAGCAUUGCAAUGUACGACACAAGAUGCAGCAAAAAUACCUUGAGCAAAUCUAUGACCUUUAUGAAGAUUUCCACAUUGUGCGGAUGCCUCUGUUGACCAAGGAAGUACGUGGUACUGAGGACAUUAAAGAUUUCAGCAAAAUGUUGAUCGAGCCAUAUCAGACACUUAAAGAGUGAAUAGAACAAAAAAAAAGAUACAAAUUUCUGACUGAUAAGUUGCUGUAAUUGGGAAAAGAAACCAAAAUAUACAUAUUUACAUAUUCAUAUUGACUAAAGAAAUUAUAAUAAUCCAAUAAAGUGUGGAUGUGCUCAAUUGGUUUAUACCAUCC